Molecule: messenger RNA, 1322 nt
Organism: Caenorhabditis sp. 36 PRJEB53466
Lineage: Eukaryota; Metazoa; Nematoda; Chromadorea; Rhabditida; Rhabditidae
Source: the annotation of a GenBank genome assembly
AUGAACUUCCCAUCGCAACCGGAGCUUCGAACCAAAAUAUGCUUUUUCCAGGCAAAGGUAUGGCACAAUUUGAACUACCGUAAUCCUUGGAUGCAAUUCAGGAAGCGAUGCUCUUCAUUGGAUUCGCCUAUUUUAUAAUCGCUUGUGUCAUUCUGUUCACUCCGGCCGGACAAUAUCAGUUUGAAGCGAUUUUCGUCAUGGGCAUCGCGCCAAUCCUUCAAUACGUAAGUCGUCGUCCAUUCAACCCUAUUUAUCUCGGCUGCCAGUGGAAAUAUCAAAAAAUUGUCAACUAAUAAAAUGUUCAUUGAGACAUUUUACACAUUUGUUCAGUUGACCACUUUUUGAUACCUCCACAGACAACCGAGAUACAUCGCUUUUGUUACAGUGCUGCAGUAGCGUCGGCGUGUUCGUUCUGAUCUGUGUCAACUCAAAGUGCGCCUACGGAUAUUAUGCGAUUACAACGGUUUGCCAAACUAUAUAAAUAUAUAUAUUAUUUAAAAAAAUAAAUAUUGUCAGAUUCUGUCGGCGUGCUCCACAAUCACCUACGCGCUGGUCUUUUUCAUCGACAGCGAACGGUUCUUCUCGAGAGAAUUUAGAAAAUCGAAGGGUGAGUGUUUUUGCACUUUUUAUUCGAUUUUUCAGCAGAAUUUCCAUAUUUCCUUGACAAAACAGAGCCAAAACUCGAAAAUAUGAGUAGAAUUUUGAAGAACAGCGACUUUUGCGUCGAAAAAAUUGGGCAUUGUGCAAACGCGCUCUAUUGAUAACGUGCGCGCGCAUUUCCGAGUCCGUGACAAAAGGUCGGAAGACAAAAAGUCGGAAGACAAAAAGUCGGAAAGCCAAAAGGUCGGAAAAAAGUGACAAAAGUUCGGAAAAAAGUGACAAAAUAUCGGAAAAAACGCCAAAAGGACGGAAAAAAUGCCAAAAGGUCGGAUAAAAAUUACAAAAAGCCAGAAAACAGGUAUUUUAGCAGUUUUUCCGAUCUUUUGUCACUUUUUUCCGACCUUUUGUCAUUUUUUUCCAACCUUUUGGCUUUCCGACCUUUUGUCUUCCGACCUUUUUGGUUUUCCGACCUUUUUUCACGGACUCGCAUUUCCAGCCGCCCAGAUCGUCCUGUUCGUCACGUGCACCGUCGCCAUCGCUCUUCAACUGUUUUGUGCGUUUGUCUACUGUCGAAUGAGGUUUUUUCUUGUUUUUGUUCCAGAAAAAUCUAAACAUUUUCCAGUUAUUUCGACCGUUUCAACGUUUCGUCCGAAAAUGAGGAGAACGAUUUGUACGAAGUGACCGUCGAUUCGAAAACGGAGAAAACGGACAAGGAGAACUAG